AUGAAGUAUACGAAAAAUCUAAUGGAUUUUUGUGUUUGGCUAUGGCUGAGCAUUUUCAUUGUUCAGAGUGCGCAUGGCGACGUAAGCUACUCAAUCCCGGAGGAGCUCAAGCGAGGAUCUGUGAUCGGAAAUGUUGCCAAAGAUAUUGGACUGGACUUGAAAGGGUUGUCUGGUCGCAAGGCGCGCAUCGACACCGAAGGUAAUAGCAGACGUUUUGUGGACAUUAACCUGAGAACAGGAGAACUCGUAGUGGCUGAACGAAUAGACAGAGAGGAGCUGUGCUCUGAAAAGCUAUCCUGUGUGCUUAAUGUCGAGCUAAUGUUGGAAACCCCCUUAGAACUUCAUCGUGUUUUAAUAGAAAUAAAGGACAUCAAUGAUAAUUCCCCUAUUUUCCCCACCGAUGUCAUUACGUUAGAAAUAAGUGAAAAUGCAGAUAAAGGAGCAGCCUUUCGCGUUGCUGGCGCGCAUGAUGCAGAUAUAGGACAGAAUGCAGUGCAGAAUUACGCAUUAGAGAACAAUAACCAUUUUGUGCUGGCUGUUCGUACAAAUGAUGACGGUGGAAAAUACAGCGAAUUGAUUUUAGACAAAGAGCUUGAUCGUGAAAAGGAAGAAGAGGUUAAAUUAGUUCUAAAGGCACUCGAUGGUGGUAAUCCAGCGAAAUCGGGUUCUGUAGCCAUACACAUCACUGUCCUGGACGCUAACGAUAAUGCCCCAGUCUUCAGUCAGACUGCAUACAAAGCAUCUCUGCCUGAAAACUCCCCCCUAGACACUGUGGUGUUGAUAGUGAGCGCAACCGAUGCAGAUGCUGGAGCAAACGGAGAAGUUACAUAUGAGUUCAGUCGCAUCACGGAAAAAGCCAGAAAAUUAUUUGCCCUAAAUCACCAGAGCGGAGAGAUAAGAUUGAUAGGGUCAGUGGACUACGAGGAUGAAUCUAAAUAUGAAAUGCGCGUUCAGGGGAAAGAUGGAACUGGACUCACAUCAGAUACUAAAGUAUCGAUAGAAAUUAUUGAUGUGAAUGACAAUGCCCCCGUUAUAUAUUUGAAAUCUUUAAAUAGUCCGGUGCCAGAGAAUGCGCCUCCGGGCACGGAGGUGGGCAUCAUAAAUGUCCAGGACAGAGACUCUGACAGUAACCGGCAGAUUCGCUGCACCAUUCAGCAGGGCGUGCCAUUCAAACUCGUGCCAUCCAUUAAAAACUACUUUUCUCUGUUGACUACAGGCGAGUUAGACCGUGAAUUGAUAACUGAUUAUAAUAUCACCAUCACAGCCACUGACGAGGGCUCUCCACCUCUCUCCUCCUCCAAAGUAGUGCACCUCUCUGUUGCUGAUGUGAACGAUAACCCCCCUGUAUUUAGUAAGCAGUCUUACAUCGCACAUGUGACAGAAAAUAACAGCCAGGGAUCCUCUGUGGCCUCAGUAACGGCAACAGAUCCUGACUGGAGGCAGAACGGCACUGUGAUUUAUUCUCUCCUGCCCGGAGAGGUGAAUGGCUUUCCCGUGUCAGCAUUGUUGUCCAUAAACGGAGACACCGGUGUUAUCCACGCCGUCAGGUCUUUUGAUUAUGAGCAGUUUAAAGAUUUCAAAGUUAAAGUGUUAGCCAGAGAUAACGGGUCUCCUCCUUUAAGCAGUAAUGUGACUGUGAGCAUCCAUGUAGUCGAUGUGAACGAUAAUUCUCCUCAGAUACUUUACCCAUCACCUGAUGGCAGCUCUGUUAUGACCGAGUUAGUGCCCAGAGCUGCGCCUGCGGCUUCCCUUGUGUCCAAAGUCAUCGCAGUGGACGCAGACUCUGGCCAGAACGCAUGGCUUUCAUACAGUAUAAUCAAAGCUACAGACCCUGGACUUUUCACCAUCGGCGUCCACAGUGGAGAGAUCAGGACGCAGAGAGACAUUUCAGAAUCAGAUGCCAUAAAACAGGAUCUUAUUGUGUCAGUGAAAGAUAACGGACAGCCUUCUCUUAGUGUGACUUGCACCAUGUACUUGGUCAUCUCUGAUAACUUGGCUGACAUUCCUGAACUGAAAGACAGGAGUCAUGAGGACAGCAGUUCUAAACUCACCACAUACUUGAUCAUUGCACUGGUGUCUGUUUCCACGUUUUUCCUCACCUUCAUGAUCAUAGCACUGGCUGUGAGGUUUUGCCAUCGGAGGAAGCCCAGACUGCUAUUCGAUGGAGCAGUGGCCAUUCCCAGCGCCUACCUGCCUCCAAAUUACGCAGACGUGGAUGGCACUAUGACGCUGCGAAGCGGGUACAAUUAUGACGCAUACCUCACCACCGGGUCGCGCACAAGUGACUUUAAAUUUGUCCAAUCUUACAACGAUGGCACUCUGCUGGCUGACCGCACUCUGUCCAAGUCCUGCACUGCCGAUGAGCCGUUUGGUCCUUGUGACGAACCAGAAACACUGCUACAGAUCUGUUGUCCUCCGCCAUCACAGCGAUAUUGCAAUAUAGGCGAUUUUACUGCAGAACACAUGGAUGACCAAGAGUAG
Molecule: messenger RNA, 2481 nt
Organism: Engraulis encrasicolus (European anchovy)
Lineage: Eukaryota; Metazoa; Chordata; Actinopteri; Clupeiformes; Engraulidae
Product: protocadherin gamma-A11-like
Exons: 2
Coding region: 1-2481 (826 amino acids)
Biological process (GO): homophilic cell-cell adhesion
Cellular component (GO): plasma membrane
Molecular function (GO): calcium ion binding
Source: RefSeq, a predicted model, not a curated record